GAAUUUAAAAAAAUGAAAAAAAAAUAAAUCCAAGACACGUCUCUUAAUUAAGAGAAGGAAACUAAGUGACAUGUGUCACAAGAUCAGGAGGCAGAGGAGAGGAGUCAUUUUUUGCGCUAUCUCUCUGUCUCUCUCUACGCAGUAAUGGAAGUGACGAUUGGCGAAGAGGAGACGGCGGAGAGAAGAGAUCACGAAAGAAACCUCUCCGGAAUCUUUCGAACUUCCUCCAGAGAUCAUCAGGGAGAUUCUCAACCGAUUACCAGACAAAUCAAUUGGAGUCUCUCGAGGAUGAAGGAAUCAGCUGUUACAAAGUUCAAGACUUUCCAGAUUCCUGUUGAUUGGAUGCUCGAAAACGGCAUUACUAGUGAGAGCUUGAAGCCAUUGGAGGCGGUGGCCCUGAAGAGGAAGAGCUUAUGGUUCAAGGCGUCAGAUUUGCGUUCCAUGUUCAUCAGUUCGCAGGAGGAUUUGAUGCAGAGACAAACUUGUAUAUAUUCAAGGAGAAAACUGUAGAUGUGGAGCCAAGAAUGGACACAAACCCAUUUGCAGAAGAUUCGCUUACAAGCAGAAUCAACCCAAAUAAAAAUGCAGACCUAAGCAGUAGCAGCAGCAGUAGUGAUAUGGUAAAUGAAAGAAGACAGAGUUUCUCGUCCCAAAAGAGCAUUGGAGAAGGAAGAAGCAGUGGGCAGAGAAGAGUUAUGCUAAUGGAGUCUCCUUGCACUCCAGGUAGAGGAGUCUUCAGUUUCAGUAGCAAUGUCUCUGGGAGAAGAAGAAACUUUCCUUCUAAAUGGGUCGAUGCAGAGAAAUGGGUCACCUCCGGUCAUGAAUCUCCGGCACAUUCCCUCAAAGUUGUUUACUCGGAGAAGUCUAGGGUUACAGAGGAGAAAGUCUCAUUAUCUCCACCAGGUCUUAUACUUAAAGAUAAGUUAGCAAACGAAGUGCUCCCAUCAACGGAAGGGUUUAUAUUCAGAGAUUCCGACAAGUUUCUCCAGUUUCAGGAAGAAGAAGAAGCUCAAGUUCAACACAGAGACAUGGGAACAGAGAUGACACCAGCCGGAAGCGUAACCGCUUCAAGAUGUCACACGCCGUUCAAAAGCAUGUCUCCGGCGAGACACAACACGCCUUCGAAAAUGUCUGGUCCGUUAACAGAAACCAAAAACGUUAUAGACAUCUCCGAGUUCGCCGACAAGCUACGACUCAGUGGGUCAGCAGCGACUCAGUACUAUAACUCGGUCACUCAUUGGAACUCGAGGGAAGAGGAAGAAGAAGAGAUAUCGAAGAGCUUAAGACAAAUGGACAUGGAAAGUGAGUUACGGAGAAGUGUUUCAGAAUCUAAAGCUGUUUUAUGGGAUGGUCAAGACGACAAGAUCAAGUUUUGCCAAAGAUAUCAAAGAGAAGAAGCCAAGAUCCAGGCAUGGGUGAAUCUCCAAAAUGCUAAAGCCGAAGCUCAGUCCAGGAAACUCGAGAUGAAAAUACAGAAGAUGAGAUCAAAUUUUGAAGAGAAACUGAUGAAGAGAAUGGACACGGUGCACCGGAGAGCGGAGGACUGGAGAGCUACGACGAGGCAGCAACAUGCUGAGCAGUUGCACAGAGCAGCUGAAACGGCGAGGAAGUUAACAAACCGUCGUGGCUACUUGGUUUCUGGGCGAAGCUCAUGUGGUUGUAUUCCUUGCACUAAUACUUGUCACUAACUUAUUUUAAAGAAGAGAAAGUAUAUUACAAAUGGACAACAAUGACAAGAAUUUUUGUUUAUUAUGUGUGUUGGAUUAUCAA
Molecule: messenger RNA, 1770 nt
Organism: Brassica napus (rape)
Lineage: Eukaryota; Viridiplantae; Streptophyta; Magnoliopsida; Brassicales; Brassicaceae
Exons: 8
Coding region: 414-1688 (424 amino acids)
Source: RefSeq, a predicted model, not a curated record